Messenger RNA from Larimichthys crocea (large yellow croaker), 7849 nucleotides. RefSeq names its product ATP binding cassette subfamily C member 1 (ABCC1 blood group) (gene abcc1). Gene Ontology annotation, cellular component: basolateral plasma membrane. The record is from RefSeq and is a predicted model, not a curated record. The coding region runs from base 120 to 4649 and encodes 1509 amino acids. The transcript is spliced from 31 exons. Lineage: Eukaryota; Metazoa; Chordata; Actinopteri; Sciaenidae. Gene Ontology annotation, biological process: xenobiotic transport; glutathione transmembrane transport. Gene Ontology annotation, molecular function: ATP hydrolysis activity; glutathione transmembrane transporter activity; ATP binding.
CGCCUAAUCCACAGAAGAAGAAGAAGAAGAAGAAGAAGAAGUUUCCGCUUUGCCUUAAAUCAGGUUACAGCUGUGAUCCAUAAACAGUCCGGACCCGAACUUCCAUUACGUCACAACGAAUGGGGUUCGGCAAGUUCUGCAGUCUGGACAGUUCCGAUCCAUUCUGGGAUUGGAACCGUACAUGGUACACAGCUAACCCAGACCUCACCCAGUGCUUCCAGAACACUGUCCUGGUGUGGCUGCCAUGCCUCUACCUCUGGAUUUGUGCACCCAUCUACCUCAUCUACCUCCGCAGCCACAACCGUGGCUACAUAUGUAUGAGUCACCUCAACAAAGCUAAAACUGCUGUCGGCCUGCUGCUGUGGAUUAUCUGCUGGUCAGAUGUUUUCUAUUCUUUCUGGGAAAGAAGUCAUGGCAGCAAUAUCCCCGCACCUGUCCACCUAGUCAGUCCAACGUUACUUGGCCUCACCAUGUUGCUGGCCACCCUGUUGAUUCACUAUGAACGGAUGAAAGGGGUUCAGUCAUCUGGAGUCAUGCUGAUCUACUGGCUGCUUGCACUGCUGUGCGCCACAGUCACCUUCAGGUCUAAGAUCCUGCAGGCCCUGGACCAGCUAUUGACAAUGAGUGUGUGGAGGUACACCACCUUCUACAUCUACUAUGCUCUGCUGCUGAUAGCUCUGUUCCUGUCCUGCUUGACGGACCGGCUGCCCCUGUUCUCCCAGUCCGUCAAAGACUCGAAUCCGUGCCCUGAGCCUGGAGCUUCUUUUCUCUCUAGGAUAACCUUCUGGUGGAUCACCAGGAUGAUGGUGAUAGGCUACAAGCGCCCACUGGAGGAAAAAGAUCUGUGGUCUCUGAACCCUGAGGACCGCUCCCACAGAGUGGUUCCACAGCUGGUGUGUCGCUGGAAUGCAGAGUGCCAAAAGGUCAAAAGGACAGAGCAGAAGACUUUGUACUCCCCUAAGCGGCUCCCGCACAGUGAGAGCAAAGAGGGCCAAGCUGUGGAAGAGUCUGAAAUCUUGAUUGUGAAACCCCCCCAGAAGACAAAAGAGCCAUCCCUGUUCUGGGCACUGUGCCUGACCUUUGGGCCGUACUUCCUCAUCUCCUGCCUCUACAAGAUCAUCCAGGACAUCCUCAUGUUUGCUGGGCCUGAGAUCCUUCGGCUGCUGAUCCGCUUCGUCAAUGACUCCAAUGCCCCAUCCUGGCAAGGAUACUUCUACACCACUCUGCUCUUCAUAUGUACCUGUGUACAGUCACUCAUUCUCCAGAAGUACUUUCACGUCUGCUUUGUCUCAGGCAUGCGUCUGCGCACCGCCAUCAUCGGAGCUGUCUACAGGAAGGCUUUGGUUAUAAGCAGUGCAGCACGCCGCACCUCCACGGUGGGAGAGAUCGUUAACCUUAUGUCGGUGGACGCUCAGCGCUUCAUGGACCUCAUCACUUACAUCAACAUGAUAUGGUCUGCCCCUCUGCAGGUGGUGCUGGCUCUCUACUUUCUAUGGCAGAACUUGGGUCCAUCUGUGCUGGCUGGAGUGGCUGUGAUGGUUUUGAUGGUUCCUGUAAAUGCUGUCAUCGCCAUGAAAACCAAAACCUAUCAAGUGGCUCAAAUGAAGAGCAAAGACAAUCGCAUUAAGCUGAUGAAUGAGAUGCUGAAUGGCAUUAAAGUGCUGAAGCUGUACGCCUGGGAACUGGCCUUCAAGGACAAGGUGUCAGAAAUCCGUGAGAGUGAGCUGAAGGUCCUGAAGAAGGCCGCCUACCUGGGUGCAGUCUCCACCUUCACCUGGGUCUGUGCACCUUUUUUGGUUGCCCUGUCCACCUUUACUGUGUAUGUGCUGAUCGACGAACACAACGUGCUCGAUGCUCAGAAGGCCUUUGUGUCACUGGCGCUCUUCAACAUCCUCCGCUUUCCUCUCAACAUGCUGCCAAUGGUCAUCAGUAGUAUGGUGCAGGCCAGUGUGUCCUUGAAGCGACUGAGAGUGUUUCUAUCACAUGAAGAGCUGCAGGAAGACAGUGUGGAGCACAAAGCAUCAGCAAGCUCCCCGCACAGUAUCUCCAUCGUAGAUGGAGUUUUCAGCUGGUCCAGAACUGAAUCACCAACACUCAAGAAGCUCAAUGUCUCCAUCACAGAAGGCUCUCUGGUGGCUGUGGUGGGACAUGUGGGUUCAGGAAAGUCCUCACUUCUCUCUGCCCUGCUUGGAGAGAUGGAUAAACUAGAAGGAACUGUGACGGUCAAGGGUUGGGUGGCCUAUGUUCCCCAGCAGGCCUGGAUCCAGAAUGCCACGCUGAAAGACAACAUAAUGUUUGGUCAGGAGAGGAGGGAGGCCUGGUAUCAGCGUGUGGUGGAUGCAUGUGCCCUCCAGCCUGACCUGGAGAUUCUUCCUGCUGGAGACGAGACUGAGAUUGGAGAGAAGGGAGUGAAUCUGUCUGGAGGUCAGAAGCAGAGGGUGAGCCUGGCCAGGGCUGUUUACUGUGACCGUGCUGUGUACCUGCUGGAUGACCCACUGUCUGCUGUCGACAGUCAUGUUGGAAAACACAUCUUUGAACAAGUCAUCGGCCCACAGGGACUGCUGAAGGAUAAGACACGUGUGCUGGUUACCCACGGGCUGAGCUACCUGCCCCAGGCCGACCUGAUUCUGGUGAUGGUGGAGGGAGAGAUCACAGAGAUGGGCUCGUAUCAGCAGCUCAUGGCCAAAGAGGGAGCCUUCUCAGAGUUUCUGCGGACAUACAGUGCUGUCGAGCACAGUGAAUCUGAACCAAAGAGUAUAGCCAAAGGGCUAGAGAACGGCUCUGCAACUCCUCUUGUUGGUCUGGGUGACAGCAAUGUGUCCCAACUGGCCCAGAAGGACAAGGAGGCCAAGGUACUGAGCAAUAACACCAAGAAUCCUCUGGUGGGCAAGCUGACAGAGGCUGACAAGGCCAGCACUGGACGGGUCAGACUGUCUGUGUUCUGGGCCUAUCUGAAAGCCAUCGGAGUUCUCCUGUCCUUCAUCAGUCUCCUGCUGUUCCUCACCCAUCACCUGCUCUCCCUGUUCUCCAACUACUGGCUGAGCCUGUGGACCGACGACCCCGUGGUUAACGGCACGCAGCCUAACAGACAGAUGAGACUCGGGGUGUAUGGUGCACUCGGCGUGUCCCAGGGUGUAGCAGUCUUUGGUUACUCUCUUUCCAUGUCCAUCGGGGGCAUCCUGGCGUCUCGCUUCCUCCACCAGUCCAUGCUGUAUGACGUCCUGCGCUCACCCAUGUCCUUCUUUGAACGAACCCCUAGCGGCAACUUGGUGAACCGCUUUGCCAAGGAGAUGGACACCAUUGACUCAGUGAUCCCCAGCAUCAUUAAGAUGUUCAUGGGCUCCAUGUUCAACGUGUUGGCUGCUUGUGUCGUCAUCCUGGUUGCCACACCGCUGGUAGCAAUCAUCAUUCCCUUUUUGGGCCUGCUCUACUUUUUUGUGCAGAGGUUUUAUGUGGCAUCAUCUCGCCAGCUGAAGCGUCUGGAGUCAGUCAGCCGCUCACCCAUCUACACCCACUUCAAUGAAACACUGCUGGGCACCUCCGUCAUUCGAGCGUUUGGUGAACAGGAGCGCUUCAUCUGUGAGAGUGAUCAGCGGGUGGACCACAAUCAGAAGGCUUACUACCCAAGCAUAGUAGCAAACAGGUGGCUGGCAGUUCGCCUGGAGUUUGUAGGAAACUUCAUCGUCACAUUUGCUGCUUUGUUUGCGGUCAUAGCCAGAGAGAGCCUCAGUCCAGGCAUCAUGGGGCUGUCUAUCUCCUACGCCCUCCAGCUGACUUCCUCUCUGACCUGGCUGGUGAGGAUGUCCUCUGAUGUGGAGACCAACAUAGUUGCUGUAGAGAAAGUGAAAGAGUACAGUGACACAGAGAAAGAGGCUGAGUGGAAACACGAGUUCUCUAGUCUCCCAUCAGGGUGGCCCACUCAUGGCUGCAUAGACAUCAGAGGCUUCAGCCUUCGAUACCGCCAUGAUCUGGACCCAGCCAUACGCAACAUCACCUUCAACAUUAACGGAGGAGAGAAGGUGGGGAUUGUUGGGCGCACGGGAGCUGGGAAGUCAUCACUUACACUGGGGCUGUUCCGGAUCAUUGAGGCAGCCGAGGGCCAAAUCUUCAUUGAUGGGGUGGACAUUGCUCAGCUGGGCCUCCAUGAGCUCCGCUCCAGAAUCACCAUCAUACCACAGGACCCGGUGCUGUUUUCAGGCUCUCUGAGGAUGAACUUGGAUCCUUUUGACAGCUACUCUGAUGAGGAAAUCUGGAGGGCUCUGGAGUAUUCCCAUCUCAAGAGCUUUGUGUCUGGCCUGCCCAACAAACUCAGUCAUGAGUGUAGUGAAGGAGGAGAGAACCUCAGUGUGGGUCAGCGGCAGCUUUUGUGCCUGGCCAGAGCUCUGCUGAGGAAAACCAAGAUCCUGGUUCUAGACGAGGCCACGGCAGCUGUGGACAUGGAAACAGAUAACCUCAUCCAGUCUACUAUCCGCUCCCAGUUUGAGGACUGCACCGUCCUGACAAUAGCUCAUCGCCUUAACACCAUCAUGGACUACACCAGGGUCCUGGUGCUGGACAAGGGAGAGAUGACAGAAUUCGACAAUCCCUCGAAUCUCAUCGCUCAAAGAGGCCCCUUUUACCAGAUGGCCAAGGAUGCUGGACUGGUCUGAGAGCAGGAGGUGCCUCUCUUUGUCCAGCUGAUCCUCCUAGCUCCACUCCUUUUAGAGUCAGAGGGAGAUCAAGGUGGGGAAUUAGAGUGACUAUUUAAGCAAAAAGUGUUGAUGAGAACAAAAGGUUUGACCUGUUCCACCAUGCACGCUGCUAGUCCCGAACAGCUCUACUCUUCCUCCCCGUUUCAUGUUCUUUCACAGCCUCUUCUGCCACUGAAGAGGGGUUGAAGAGUUCUAACACAGGACGUACUGUAUGUCUUUUCUUCUGACAGAGCAUUGUACAUGUGCGUGAUCCAGGAAGGGGAGUUAAAAGACAAAAUUCCACGUGGUAUGUAUCACAGAUAGUUCUGUCCUGGUUGUGGUCAUGCUGAGGUCAGUAGAGGAUGAAAGUACCAAAUCAUAACGUGCCAAAUGCUGUCCUCAAAUGUGUUUUAAAGUGCAGAUUCUGAUCAUCAGCUGUGUUUAAGGUUGCUGCUUACACAGUGCACUGAAAGGUGAAGCAUGACUGCCCCCGCUCCAUAGUACAUGCUUAAUGUAUACAGUAUGGUCUGUAUACUCAUCUUUGCAGUAUGCUAUUUUUUUUAGUUGGUAUUCUACAAAUUGACAUACUUUAGUGCGUAUUCAGACGGUGCAGAAACGCACGACCCCCACCGGUGUCCGGUUUGCCUGUCCCUGUCUGAACGUGGCCUUACAGUUUCAAAAUGAUACAAUCUGCAGCGCUGGCUCAAUUUAAAUGAUUAAACAGCACUAUACAAUGUUUUCUUUUUAAAAUAUCACCAGACUUGGUCAAAGUAAACAGCACAGACAGCCAAAUGGCUAGCUGAAUGUUGGCUAAAUGUGAGGUCAUCAGUAAUUCUUCUGACGGGCAUGUUCGCUGUUUUAUCUUUACUUUCAGAGUAGCAUCAGGAAGGGGUGGAGGUGUCUCAGCUGAUAGGUCAGAAACAUCAUUAUGUCAUCAUUACAUAUAGAAAACUACAAACACACAAACUGACUGUUACAUUCAGCACUGACUGUUUAUUUAUUGUGUUUGUGUUCUUUCAGCUUUAAGUUGGUGUGUUCAUGCAAGCUGCUCAUUUGGUUAGAGGCUUUACACGUGUAAUAAUGCUGAAAAACUGGGAUUAUUGUCCCAACACAUCUGCAGUUUCAUGUUUUGGAGUCUCGGAAGAAAACCUUUAGUCUUUAAGGGGAAACUCUGUUCCAAACAGCCUUGAAUGGCUGCAGAACAACAAAACCAAAACAAAUCCUGAAUGUGCACAAAACAGACAUUAUGGUUCUUUCUGUUUUUAUUUUUUAUAUGUCUGAAUUACAUUACAUUCAGCUCUGACAGCAAGUUAUAAAAUCACUUGAUUUGCUUUGUUAGAUUUCUCUGCAUUGCUGUUGUUUGUGUGAGUUACUGUUAAUUUCUGGUAAAUAAAGAUGUUUUCAGUUGAAUGAGAGUUUUGAAGCUACUGUGUGUACUGUAUGUAUGGAGCUCCAGAAAUGACCUGCAGAAGACAUUGCACAGUUUCUUGUGUGCACUGGGAGCCAGAGAAACUCUGGUCCUGGUCCACAGACACAUUCAGGUUCAAUGAUGAUGAAAUGAUUUUCUGUCUGUUUUGCUGCCAACCUAAAUACAUCGGACUACACAAGCUUCAUUUCUUUAGUGCACUAGAAACUUUGUGUAAUUUCUUUUAUGCAUGUAACUUCAGGAGCUGCAGGUAUAUUUAUUAUUUAUUCACGCCAUAUCUACUACCCUGCAUUACAAUGUGUUAGUAUGAAGAAAUGCAGGAAUUUUAAGGCUGAUGGGUUCAUUCAUCAUCAAUAUUACAUUACAUGGAAGUUACCAGUAAACAUUCUGCUUUUGCAUGAUACAGAUGUUUGUUUUCUUUCUUUCAAUUUUGCACACAGUGUCAGACUGUGUGUGAUUCCAUUGUUCUCUUUUACCUUCAGGAACAGAACAAUGCAUCUCUUUCUAGAUUUCCUGUGUCACUGCUGGUCAGACUGGUUGGUCAUUGUGAGCAGGGGCGGACUGGCCAUCUGUGUGAUCUGGAGAAUCACAGAACAGCUGGUACUCUAGGGCAGCCACCAGGGGCGGACUGGCCUAUGGGGGAACUGGGAGUUUCCCCGAUGGGUCAGUGGCCGGCCCGGUACAGCGUGGUGCUUAAGUGACGCACUGACGUUAGUGUGUUUACUACCGUCUACGAGGGAGAGGAGUGAUUAGUGUGUGUGCUACCUGCUGUAAUAGGUAGGCUAAUAUAUUCUAUGAUCAUAGUUGGCUGAAAAUCUCAGGACAUGUGUAAAGCUCAACCAUGUGGCAGUGUCUUUUCAUAUUCAGUAUCUGACUACAGCUAUUAAGAUACAGAUGAGAAUAGGGCAGGAGUGGUGGAAGAAGAAAGUGUGACCUAAGAGGCCCAUGGUGAAGGCUGGUCCAGGUCAUACACUCCAUCCAUUCUUGCCAGUACAAUGAUAGGAACCUCAGUCAAUACUAAAUCUUCAAAAAAAAAGUUUUAAUCUGAAGCAAUGUUGUCUUUUCCCUCUAUUUUAUCUUCAGAGUACACCAGAAUGCCUCAUUUAUGUCUUAAAAAUUACAUUUUUUUUUCUGGGGGAGUGCCUACAGUACUUUAGUUCUCAAGUAUGGUGUGUUUGAGUGAGUGAAUGACAGAGAGAGAGCCGUGUCUGCAUAACCGGGAGGGGGAUGCUAGUCAGGUGGGUGGCUGUAAUGUGAUAAAAAAUAUUUGUCUAACUUUUAGCACAACGCAUUUAGACUAGUUUGGCUGUAAAACAUAAGUAUUGUGUAUGGACUAGGGCCAGACUGCGCUCAGUGGCCACAGUGACCCCAGUCUGCCCCUGAUUGUGAGGGUACCAAAUGGUAAAAAGUCUCUUAUCAAGUCAUCACUGUAGCUACAAAUUGUUAACAUUUGUAUGAACCUGUCUAGCUGUGGAACAACUGGGUCCAAAGACUCAAGCUGACAUGAUGUGGUACUUUCUGCCAUUGUUCCUUGGCGAUGUCUUAGCUGUAAAAGUUCUGCUUUUGGUUCUGCUUGUACAAAUUAGUGAGAAAAGCUUUGGUUGUCUUUCAGCACAUAAAUUUAAACAUCUAGAGAUUCAAUAAAACAUACUUGUUUCAUAUUUCUGAUUACCAAGUGUAUAUUUAAUGCUUUAUAUGUGCAUUACUUGCUUUGUUUAAUCAGUUUUGAAAUAAAAUUAGUUUGUCAGCAAUG